Messenger RNA from Glycine soja, 765 nucleotides. RefSeq lists its product as uncharacterized. The record is from RefSeq and is a predicted model, not a curated record. The transcript has 4 exons. Bases 1 to 765 code for a protein of 254 amino acids. Lineage: Eukaryota; Viridiplantae; Streptophyta; Magnoliopsida; Fabales; Fabaceae.
AUGACUGUGGCUGAAUAUGUAACCAAGUUUGAGGAGCUGGUGAGGUACUUUCCCUAUUAUCAAGGGAGAGAUGACAAAAGGGGCAUAUUCAGAGAUUGUCAAUAUCCUAAGAAGGAGCAGAAUGGUGGGGGUCUGAAUGACCAAACUGGACAUCCGAAGGCCACGGGAAAAGUCUUUAUCCUUAACGGUGUCGAAGCUUCGAAAUCCAAAUAUCUAAUCCAAGGGAAACUUAAGCUUUUUGUGUCUUCUUUAAAUAAGGAUUUGGUGGUAGAGACCCCAACUAGUGGUUCUGUGUUAACUUCUAAUGUGUGUUUGAAUUGUCCUGUGGAAAUUUCUGGUAGAACAUUCUUGAUUGAUCUAAUUUGUUUGCCUUUGAGCCAAAUUGAUGUUAUUCUGGAGACAAAGGUUUCCAUGUGUGACCUCCCUGUUGUCAGAGAGUUUCCUGAAUUGUUCCCUGAGGAUAUAUCCAAUUUACCACCCAGGAGAGAGAUAGAGUUUUCCAUAGACCUGAUACCUAGUGCUGGGCCCAUAUCUAUAGCCCUUUAUAGGAUGUCUCCUAAAGAGUUAGUCGAGCGUAAGAAACAGUUAGAGGAGUUGUUGGAGAAGCAGCUUAUAAGACCCAGUGUAUCUCCAUGGGGAGCACCAGUGUUGUUAGUGAUGAAGAAAGAUGGGACCAUGAGGUUGUGUGUAGACUACCGCCAGUUGAAUAAGGUGACGAUUAAGAAUAAGUACCCUUUGCCUAGAAUAGACGACCUUAUGGACUAG